AUGAUUACUUGCUCUGGUGAUGUUCGUCACGCCGGAAUCGACAUGAAGGUUCGGGUAAAGCCAAUCGGCAACUGGUGGAAUCGGUCUUCGAGUCCCUUCACCAAACACUUUCACUCGAAAUGGGAACUUGACCACAAGUUCGGCCUCCACUCGCCGUCGCCCAUUGGCACCCACAAGACAGAGUCAUUCGGGAGCAGCCUGGCAGACCGUGCAGGUGACAAAAUGCCCUCGAAUCGUCACACUUUGUGCCAGUUGUCGCCCGUUGCCACUUUACACGCACCAGCUAGGCUCGACUCCCGUUGGUCCACCUGCCUCGAGGUCGUCCUUACGGUACAGCCAAGUUUAGAGGCCAACUGGACUACGGCCCAACCAAAUGCCAUGCCAGAUUGA
Molecule: messenger RNA, 390 nt
Organism: Protopolystoma xenopodis
Lineage: Eukaryota; Metazoa; Platyhelminthes; Monogenea; Polystomatidea; Polystomatidae
Source: the annotation of a GenBank genome assembly